AUGAGUGCAGAUUUGCCCAACGAUAUUGUUCUGAUAGCCGAACUUCCAGGUCACGAAGAUCGCGCCUGGCAUGUUGCUUGGAAUCCUACCAAACCCAUCCUUGCAUCAUGUUCCAGCGACAAAACCGUUCGGCUGUAUGGAUACGCUGACAAGUUCACAUUCCUCACAUCAAUACCAACGGGGCACACAAAGACCGUGCGCGCCAUCGCCUGGGCUCCGUCAGGCAAUACACUCGCGACGGCGUCGUUUGAUUCAAAUGUCGGGAUAUGGGAGCGGGAGGACGGGGACGAGUGGGAGUGCGUGAGCCUGUUAGAGGGACACGAGACGGAAUGUAAAAGUGUCGGGUAUUCCUCUACAGGGACGCUGUUAGCGAGCUGUAGUCGGGACAAGUCUGUUUGGGUCUGGGAAGUCCAGCCAGACGCCGACUUUGAAUGUCUGGGCGUCAUCAUGGAACACUCUCAAGACGUCAAGUGCGUAGCUUGGCAUCCCACCGAAGAGAUUCUCGCCUCUGGAUCAUACGACGACACGAUCAAGCUCUACGUGGAUGACCCAGAAGACGAUUGGUUCUGCUGCACGACGCUUACGGGCCAUAAGUCGACAGUCUGGGCGUUGGCGUGGUCCCCAGAAGGCCAGUACCUCGCCUCGGGGUCGGAUGACAAAACGGUGAGGGUGUGGAAGCGGACGGGGAAAGUUGAGUUUAAACAGGUGCUGGUCCUGGAAGGGCACGAACGGCCGGUGUAUUCCGUAUCGUGGGGGAAGGGGAAGGGAGUGGGAGUGGGAGCGGGAAGGCUUGCUAGUGCCGGUAGCGACGGCAUCAUUCGCGUCUGGGAGCUCGUUGAAAAAUCGGACGAUGGGCUCUUGGAACAUAGGAUGAUUGCAAAACUGGAAUAUGCGCACGACGUAUACGACCUGAAUGCCAUUGUCUGGUGCCCCAGAGCUGGUUUCGAGGAUAUGCUAGCUACUGCGGGCGAUGAUGGUGUUUGUAAGGUGUGGAGAAUUACUCCCAGGUAG
This is a messenger RNA of Guyanagaster necrorhizus, 1011 nucleotides long. Its product is annotated as WD40 repeat-like protein. The coding region runs from base 1 to 1011 and encodes 336 amino acids. Gene Ontology annotation, molecular function: protein binding. The transcript is spliced from 5 exons. The record is from RefSeq and is a predicted model, not a curated record. Gene Ontology annotation, biological process: iron-sulfur cluster assembly. Gene Ontology annotation, cellular component: cytosolic [4Fe-4S] assembly targeting complex. NCBI's taxonomy places the organism in Eukaryota, Fungi, Basidiomycota, Agaricomycetes, Agaricales, Physalacriaceae.